Hyaloperonospora brassicae is the source of this 1524-nucleotide messenger RNA. The record is from the annotation of a GenBank genome assembly. NCBI's taxonomy places the organism in Eukaryota, Oomycota, Peronosporomycetes, Peronosporales, Peronosporaceae.
AUGAAGCAAAAGCUGCGACUUGUGACGUGGAAUGUCAAUGGACUGCGCGCAGUUUUGCUGCGUUUGGGACAGCGUCUGCCGCAGCUUCUCGAGAGUUUCGAGGCGGAUAUUGUGUGUCUCCAAGAGACGAAACUAACGCGCUCGGAGCUCGACGAAGAGCUCGUGCGGCCUGUAGGAUUUGACGCCUUCUACUCCUUCUGCCGGUAUCGCGGAGGGUACUCUGGUGUCGUGACCUUUGUCAAGCGUGACCUGCCCACUGUAGCAGCCGAAGAAGGGCUGACAGGUCUUUGGCGAACGAAAACCAGCGUGGGACACCUUGGGACUCUGCAUAAGGAGCUGUCGCCGAAACUCGUGCAGGAGUUGGAAUCUGAGGGCCGCUGUCUGAUCACCGAUCAUCAAGCUUUUGUGCUAUUGAACACGUACUGUCCAGCACUGGCAUCUACGGACCGGUUGGAGUACAAGCUUUACUUUCAUGCAUUGCUAGAAGAUCGGGUCAAGGCUUUACAAAAGGCAAACAAGUGCGUUGUUGUCGUGGGUGAUAUCAACAUUGCGCACCGCCAGAUUGAUCACUGUGACCCAAACACGCAUCGGUCGAAGGGCGCAUCUUUCGCGGAUCAUCCGUGCAGAAGGUGGAUGGACUCUUUUCUUGGACAAACACAGGAGUCGGAUCAGUCAGCCUCGUCGGUUGCUGGUUGUAACAAAACGAACCAGGCGUCUACUCUUACAAUGGUCGAUGUUUUUCGGCAUCUACACCCUUAUCGAGCCAAGGCUUUUACGUGCUGGAACACCGUGACGGGAGCACGUCGAACAAAUUACGGGACCCGGAUUGACUAUAUCUUCGUAGAUCCUGUUUUCCUUACUUGCGUAACUUCGUGCAGUCUCGACCCGGAGCGUCUGGGAUCGGACCAUUGCCCAGUGGUCAUGUCUUGCGUUGUGCAAUUCAACACUGAUCAGUUCGACAAUGAUCGCGUAGUUGUUGCAGCACUUUGCGCCAAAAACUUUGUCGAGUUCUCAGGCACGCAGCAGAGUAUCCAGGCGUUUGUUGUACGAAGUCCACCUGUACCAGACAACCAACAUGGUGGAAAUGACUCGAACGCAUUCGUACGAGCCUCUGGUUUCGGGAAGCAAUCUAAAAAGCAGACAAAUUGUGGCCAGCGGUCGAUUACCGCCUACUUUAAUCAUGCCGUGGCGGAGCAAACGAUGACUUCGCAUCAUGAGUGUUACGGUAGUGAAGAGGGGCGAUCUGUAGACCAAAUGCUUGCUGUACAAUCAGCAAAGCGCAAACGGGUCGAAGAAGGGAGGCUGGAAUGGCGGCAUGUUCUAAGUGGACGACCGUCACCGACACCGAUGUGUCACUGCGGUCAGCCCACUGUGCUGCGGUCAGUCGUGAAGGCAAACGAAAAUUGGGGCCGCAAAUUUUACGUCUGCACUAAACCAGCGGGUGAGAAAAGCAAUCCGGACGCGCGAUGUGACUUCUUCAAGUGGGCUAACGAUAAAGAGGCGAAGAAGUCAAAGACGCAGUAG